Molecule: messenger RNA, 324 nt
Organism: Desarmillaria tabescens
Lineage: Eukaryota; Fungi; Basidiomycota; Agaricomycetes; Agaricales; Physalacriaceae
Exons: 4
Coding region: 1-324 (107 amino acids)
Source: RefSeq, a predicted model, not a curated record
AUGGCUCCCGUCGUCCGCUUCGCUGCUUUCAAGUACAAGCCUGGGACCACUGAUGAACAAAAGAGACACUCUCUUGACGGUCUCAUCAAGCUUUAUGAAGAGAACGCACGUAUGGUCAACCACGGCCCUGUCGGUGGCAGGAACAAUAACCCGGAGGGAUUUGAUAAAGGCUUUGACGUCGCCUUCACAGUCGAAUUCAAGUCCAAGGAGCACCGGGACGAGUUCAUCCCCGAUGCGAAGCACGUUGCAUACAAGAUGUCAAUCAUGGAUAUCGUCGAGGAUGUUAUUAUAUAUGAUUUUGAGAAGGGCGAUUAUGGCUAUUAA